This is a messenger RNA of Aegilops tauschii subsp. strangulata, 480 nucleotides long. The record is from RefSeq and is a predicted model, not a curated record. NCBI's taxonomy places the organism in Eukaryota, Viridiplantae, Streptophyta, Magnoliopsida, Poales, Poaceae.
AUGGCCGGAGAGGUUGCCGGCGACCGGAUGCGGGGCUCCCGUGGCCGGAUCUGGCCGGAGGAGGGCGGCGCCGGCGGAGGAGCUAGGCGGCGACGGUCGGCGGUGCGCGGGGUCGGCGGGGCCGGCGGCGGGGCAGGCACGGUCCGACGAGGGGAGGCGCUGGCGGCGGAGACCGGCGGGACCCGGCGGGGCGGCGAGCCGCGGGCUCGGGCGCGGGGCACGGGGCAGCGCCCGCGGGGAGCGGCGGCGGCGAGAUGGGCCCCGUGGGCCGGCUGCGGGCUGCAGCGGGACGCGCGGUGGGAGGCGCAGGGAGGGCGAUGUGGCGACGGCGGAUUCGUCGGGGACGGCGGCGCGAACACGUCCGGCGGCGGGGUUGUGCUGGAAGGCGGCUACCACACUCGGCAGGCCAAAUGGCAUGCGGACAUAGCUGUGAGGUGGGCCCUCGCGGCGCCGACGCGCGAUGGCCAGGAGCGCUCCUGA